Molecule: messenger RNA, 1354 nt
Organism: Zophobas morio
Lineage: Eukaryota; Metazoa; Arthropoda; Insecta; Coleoptera; Tenebrionidae
Product: putative nuclease HARBI1
Exons: 2
Coding region: 66-989 (307 amino acids)
Source: RefSeq, a predicted model, not a curated record
UUGCACUCGUAUUUUGCGCCACUCGAUGGCGGUGGUGCAUCUCAAAUUUGUACCGGCGCAACCGUAUGUCAUCUUAUGUGUGGGACAUGGCGGCCGGUGCAAGACAAGGUUUAGCGGCUUUAGCUCUCGAUUUGUUCGAAAAUGAUACUGAAAGUGAUAGUGAGGAUGGUGAAGAACGUGUACCGAGGAACGCCUUUCAUAUUCGGCAAAUUUCCGAGAGGAUUCUGUUUCAGCAUACUAGGUUGAACAGAAUUGUAUUUGAGUAUGUUUUAGGUUUAAUUUCACCGGCUUUGACAAAAAACACGCGAAGUGGACGAUACAAACAUCUAACACCCAUGCAAAAAUUGUAUGUGGCCCUUCAAUUUUAUGCCACAGGUUCAUAUCAAUGGCUAGUAGCAAGCAGUGGCAAUGUUUCACAACCCUCAGCAUGUCGUAUCAUUGGAGAAGUUACUGAGGCUAUUGUGGCUCUUGCGCCACAGUUUAUACGUUUUCCCAACGCUGAAGACUACCUGGCAGUGAAACAAGCCUUCUACCAAAUAGGACAGACCAAACACAGACGUGGAUUUCCAAACGUUUUGGGUGCAAUUGACUGUACUCACGUACGCAUUCAAGCUCCAACAACUGCCCCAGAACAAUACCUGAAUCGUCAUAUUUACCACUCAAUUAUUGUACAACUUGUUGUCGGACCUGAUUUAAAAAUUUUUAACAGUGUUGCAGAAUUUCCAGGUUCUAAUCAUGAUUCGUAUGUGUGGAGAAAUUCAGCUGUUCGAGAAGCCUUAGCUGAAGGUAAUUUUCCAGAAGGUUGGCUCAUUGGGGAUUCUGGAUAUCCACAGGAACCUUGGCUCAUGACUCCUGUUGGCCAUGUUAACACACCGCCUGAAUUGUUAUAUAAUUCUGUGCACAUUUCCACUCGAAAUCCAGUGGAAAGGACAAAUGGAGUUCUAAAAAAGCUACCAACUCUCUUAUUCCUUCGGUUACCUGACUACUGAAGCUCUUGAAUUCCGUAAGGAUAUCAGAGAGUAAAACAUUCUGCUGUGUUUGCAGAGUGGUAGUUCUUUUAAUUUCAUCCAAAACCUGUGUUUUAGAUUUUUUCUUUGGGACAGUUGGAGGUAUCACAGGUGGUGCAGUGAGGGGUGCUGGCAGGAUUGGCGAAACUGAAACUCUGGGAGGAGAGGAAGUAGGGCUAGGUCCAGUGGAACACAUGUUAUACUCUGUAAAAGGUGGAAAUAAUAAACUAUUAAUAUAUUUGCAAAGUAAUUAUGGUUAUUUAAAAAUGAUAUGUGUAUAUUAUUACUGUAUCGAUGUUGAAACUAUCUUGUUGUCUAUUUAUAAAUAAAACUAUUUUAUAAACCUA